GAGUCCCCUGGCCGCGGUGGCGGCCGCACAGGUGAGCGGGAGGGCGGCAGGCUCGGGCCCGGGGCCGGGGAGCAGAGCCCAACCGAACUGAGCAGUACGAACUGAGAAAUGGAUGGCUUGGAGUCGGACUUCAACCUGAAAGUCGUCUUAGUCAGUUUCAAGCAGUGUCUCAAUGAGAAGGAGGAGGUGCUGCUGGAUCACUACCUCGCCGGCUGGAGGGGGCUGGUCAGGUUCCUGAACAGCCUGGGAGCCAUCUUCUCCUUCAUCUCUAAGGAUGUCACCACAAAGCUGCAGAUCAUGGAGCAUCUGCGCAGCGGCCCCCAGCGGGAGCACUACAGCAGUCUGCAGUCCAUGGUGGCCUACGAGGUGGGCAACCAGCUGGUGGACCUGGAGCGGCGCUCCCGCCACCCUGACUCGGGCUGCCGGACGGUGCUUCGGCUGCACCGUGCCCUGCGCUGGCUGCAGCUCUUCCUGGAAGGCCUGCGCACCAGCCCCGAGGAUGCCCGCACGGCCAUCCUCUGCACGGACUCCUACAACGCCUCUCUGGCGGCCUACCACCCUUGGAUCAUCCGCCGGGCUGUCACCGUGGCCUUCUGUGCAUUGCCCACACGCAAGGUCUUCCUGGAGGCCAUGAACGUGGGGUCCCCGGAGCAGGCUGUGGAGAUGCUGGGCGAGGCCCUGCCCUUCAUCGAGCAUGUCUACAAUGUCUCCCAGAAACUCUACGCUGAGCAUUCCCUGCUGGAUCUGCCCUAAGGGCCAGCGGGCCAGGUGGGGCAGGUUUCCCCUGCAGAGCUGGGCUGGGGCAGCCAGCACCCACCAGUCCCACCAUGGAGAUCUGUGAGUGCCCCAGGAAUGGGAAGAACACUCUCCUCUGCCAGCCAAGCCUGAUCAGAGCCACGGGCACAGCACGGCCCUCUCGGGCUGUGCUUCUGGCCUGUGGCAUGUGGGCCCUGGCAAUCUGCUCUGCCCUUAUCACCUUGCUCUGCCCAGGGGCAUCUUUGCUUUACCCUCAGCUGAGUUUCAUAUGUGUCCAAUCAGGCCUCACCCAGACGGUGAGGUGCAGAAGGCAGGGCGGGGAAGGGGCAGGAUCAGCAUUCAUGGAAAAGCCGGAGAAGCUGCCCGCUGCCUGUGAGCCAAGUCGUGAAAUGGGGCCAAGUCACAGGUCCCUGUGGCACAGAGACUUCAUCCUGCUAGCCAGCAAGCACAUUCAGCAGGUGCUUGUCCAUCCCUGGCCCACCUCGGUGUCCAUACCCAGGUACCCCCGGGCCCUUCCACCCAGGCUGGCCAUCCCCAGGACAGGGAUAGAACCCUUGGGCAGCCCUUGGCAGUGUAGGCUCUCUCCCUGUCCCUCACGUCCUUACUAGCCAGGGGCCCACAUGUCCUUGACAGCAACAGCCAGGAGCUGAAGCCCUGAGCAGAGGCCUGCCCUGCCUCUCUGCACUCUCAUCAGCUGCCCCCGCGGCCACACUGUCAGUCGGGUGCCCCCCGCCCAGGGAGCUGCCUGCGAGUCUGCGCAGCACAGCCCAGAGCUCUACGGAGCCCACAGCUCUGCCGGUCCAGGGCUAGCCUCUCCCUCCCCGCCACCCAGGGAGAGGCCGUGUUCCCUCCUGCCUGCCCCUUACUGCCCCAGCCCCACAGAGCUUCAGGAGACCCAGGAUGAGAUGGCACAUGGAGAGAGCCUGGACCAGAUGCCCAGCUGACAGGCCAGCCAUCACCCAGCACGUGGGGGCCUGGCCUGUCCUACUGGCUCUCCACUGUGAGCUCAGGCCCCUCGAUGCCAAGGGGACCGUAUCCACUGUGCAGCAGAUGUGCAUACGUGUCAGCUUGCAGAGACCCUGGGAAAGUGUAACUGUUUCUCCAACAUCAAUAAAUGCCACUGACAGCAGGCAGUGCACUCCG
Neomonachus schauinslandi (Hawaiian monk seal) is the source of this 1899-nucleotide messenger RNA. RefSeq names its product ceramide-1-phosphate transfer protein (gene CPTP). Gene Ontology annotation, biological process: intermembrane lipid transfer; ceramide transport. The transcript has 3 exons. NCBI's taxonomy places the organism in Eukaryota, Metazoa, Chordata, Mammalia, Carnivora, Phocidae. Gene Ontology annotation, cellular component: cytosol; cytoplasm; membrane. Gene Ontology annotation, molecular function: ceramide 1-phosphate transfer activity; ceramide 1-phosphate binding. The record is from RefSeq and is a predicted model, not a curated record. The coding region runs from base 109 to 753 and encodes 214 amino acids.